AUGGACGACAAGGCCAGCGACAUUAAGACGGAGGAGGUAUCAUCUCCUGACGGGGAGGGCAACGCUCAUCAUGCACCUUCUGAGUACAUCAACGGGAAGCCAUACUGGCGUACCAAGCGAUUCCAGGGUUCCUUUUGGGCCAUCGGGUUUGGCUGUCUUGCCUGCUACGCAGGCUUUGCCAUGCCCGCGAACACAUUGGCUCUCAUUAACGAUGACAUUGGUCCAAGCGCCUCUAUUAGCUGGGUCUCACUCACAUGGACACUGACCGUUGCCGUGGGUUAUACACUCGUCGGACGGCUGAGCGAUAUUUUCGGCCGGAGAUACUUCUUCAUCGGCGGCGCCACCCUUGCACUGAUUGGGAGCAUUGUCGCUGCAACAGCGCGUACUGUCAAUGUGUUAAUCGGCGCAACAGUACUUAUCGGACUCGCCGCUGCUUCUCAGAUCUCCUUCAACUAUGUGAUUGGCGAGCUUGUACCAGUCAAGCAUCGCUUCAUAUUUAUGGCUUUGAUUAACGCGGUCAAUAUUCCCAUCGGCGCUUUUGGCCCUGUCAUUGCCCGGUCUUUCAUCCUGCAUACUUCGGCAGGGUGGCGCUGGAACUACUACCUAACUAUUAUCUUAAAUGCUUUAUCCCUAUUUCUAUGGGUAUUAUUUUACUAUCCACCGGAUUUCUCUCACCUUCAUCGAGUUCGUUCUCGCUGGCAGGAGGUUAAAGGAAUCGAUUACAUUGGCAUUAUACUCUUCACAGGAGGAAACCUACUCUUCUUGAUGGGUCUAUCCUGGGGAGGCGGACAAUAUCCCUGGAAGUCAGGACAUGUCAUUGGAUGCAUCGUUACUGGUGUCGUCAGUCUAGUGGCCUUCGUCCUAUACGAAAUCUACUCUGGUGUUCACCGCCCUUUGGUGCCAAUGGACAUCUUUAAGAACUUCCAAUACGACGCUAUCGUGGUGUUAACUACGGUGGGCGGCAUGAUCUAUUACUCCAUGACCGUUAUUUAUCCUACAACACUCACUGUUCUGUACUCCACCGACACGAUGAAAGUUGGCUGGUUGUCCUGCGCCGUAGGUGGCGGUGUACAAGCGGGACAAGUGAUCGGUGGCCUCAUUGCCAUGCGUAUUGGCCACAUUAACUGGCAAAUGGUAUUCGCAUCAAUAGUUAUGGCGGUCUUCAUCGGUGGUUUAGCUGCCCAGACAAAGGAUACUCUGGCCUUAUCUACUGCCUUUGCAACCCUGGGCUCCUUCGGUGUGGGAUAUAUUGAAAACCUUGCAGCCACAGCAGCUACUUUUGUGAUCAAGGACCAAAAGCAAAUGGGAACGAGUAACGGCAUCUUUGGAAGUAUUCGAAGUGCCGGGGGAGUUCUUGCCACGACCAUCUACCUUGUUAUCCUCACCAACCGUAUGAACACCAACACCAAGAAUAUGAUUAUUCCUACCGUUGUCGAAGCUGGCCUUCCGGAUUCAUCCAUUGCGGCAUUCUUGACGGCCUUGAACAGUGGUGUUGCCUCUGCACUACAAGCCGUUCCUGGCGUUACUGAAAAAAUCAUUCUGGCGGGUGAGACAGCAUAUUUGGCCGCCUAUACCGAUGCUUUCCAGAAGGUUUUUCUGGCCAGCAUUGCAUUCGGCGGCCUCUCAAUCAUUGCUGCACUCGCGGUUAGGCCAUUCACCAAGGAAGAACUCGCCGGGAGCCUUGUCUUCCAUCUGGGUGCGUCCAAGCCGCAGCACGCAAGAGAUGGAGCUGUGGAAGAUCAGAACGAGGUGGACGCCCCUCUCGAUUAG
Messenger RNA from Fonsecaea pedrosoi CBS 271.37, 1770 nucleotides. RefSeq lists its product as uncharacterized. Bases 1 to 1770 code for a protein of 589 amino acids. Gene Ontology annotation, molecular function: transmembrane transporter activity. Gene Ontology annotation, biological process: transmembrane transport. Gene Ontology annotation, cellular component: membrane. The transcript is spliced from 6 exons. NCBI's taxonomy places the organism in Eukaryota, Fungi, Ascomycota, Eurotiomycetes, Chaetothyriales, Herpotrichiellaceae. The record is from RefSeq and is a predicted model, not a curated record.